GGCGGGAGCCGAGUUCAGAGCGAGGCGUCUUGGGCGCGCCUGCGCAGCGGCUGGCGGCGUGCGCGAGGCCGGCCCCGCCUCCACCCUUUGAGCGAUGGCGACCCGGGAGGUGGCGGAGGAGCCGGCGGAGGAGCGGGUGAUCGGCGAGGAGUACCGCGUGUGGAAGAAGAACACGCCUUUCCUCUACGACCUGGUCAUGACCCACGCGCUGGAGUGGCCCAGCCUCACCGUGCAGUGGCUGCCUGACGUCACCAGGCCAGAAGGAAAAGACCAUGCCCUUCACUGGCUAGUGCUGGGAACACACACCUCAGAUGAGCAGAACCAUUUGGUGGUUGCAAGAGUCCAGAUUCCUAAUGAUGAUCAGUUUGAUGUCUCUCAGUAUGAUAGUGAGAAGGGAGAAUUUGGCGGUUUUGGAUCAGUAACAGGCAAAAUUGAAACUGAAAUAAAGAUUAACCAUGAAGGUGAAGUAAAUCGUGCUCGCUACAUGCCCCAGAACCCAUGCAUCAUUGCUACAAAAACACCAACUGCAGAUGUGCUGGUCUUUGAUUAUACUAAACAUCCCUCUAAGCCAGACCCAAGUGGAGAGUGUAAUCCUGACCUGAGGUUAAGGGGACAUCAGAAAGAAGGAUACGGCUUAUCGUGGAACUCCAAUUUGAGUGGGCACCUUCUCAGUGCAUCUGAUGACCAUACUGUCUGCUUAUGGGAUAUAAGUGCAGGACCAACGGAAGGCAAAGUUGUUGAUGCAAAAGCAGUCUUUACCGGACAUUCUGCGGUAGUAGAAGAUGUGGCAUGGCAUCUGCUCCAUGAAUCUUUAUUUGGAUCUGUUGCUGAUGAUCAGAAACUUAUGAUUUGGGACACGAGGUCCAAUACUACAUCCAAGCCAAGUCAUUCUGUAGAUGCCCAUACUGCUGAGGUCAACUGCCUGUCCUUCAAUCCUUACAGCGAGUUCAUUCUAGCAACGGGUUCUGCUGACAAGACUGUUGCCUUGUGGGAUCUACGAAACCUUAAAUUAAAACUCCACUCUUUUGAGUCUCAUAAAGAUGAAAUCUUUCAGGUUCACUGGUCUCCUCAUAAUGAAACAAUUCUUGCUUCCAGUGGUACUGAUCGUCGGCUUAAUGUAUGGGAUCUAAGUAAAAUUGGAGAAGAGCAGUCUGCAGAGGAUGCUGAAGAUGGGCCUCCUGAACUUUUGUUCAUUCAUGGAGGACACACUGCCAAGAUUUCAGAUUUUAGUUGGAAUCCUAAUGAACCUUGGGUAAUUUGCUCUGUAUCUGAGGAUAACAUAAUGCAAGUAUGGCAAAUGGCUGAAAACAUAUACAAUGAUGAAGAAACAGACAUAGCAGCAGCAGAACUGGAGGGCCAAGGAACGUAAUAUUUUUUGAUAAG
Messenger RNA from Gavialis gangeticus (Gharial), 1383 nucleotides. It is a transcript of the gene RBBP7, whose product is annotated as RB binding protein 7, chromatin remodeling factor. Gene Ontology annotation, biological process: regulation of gene expression. Gene Ontology annotation, cellular component: ESC/E(Z) complex; NuRD complex; nucleus. NCBI's taxonomy places the organism in Eukaryota, Metazoa, Chordata, Crocodylia, Gavialidae. Bases 95 to 1369 code for a protein of 424 amino acids. The record is from RefSeq and is a predicted model, not a curated record. Gene Ontology annotation, molecular function: histone binding. The transcript is spliced from 12 exons.